AUGAAGUGUCCAGUGUGUAACAAAGAAGUUUACUUCGCUGAACGCAUUGAAGCACUGGGUAAGGACUGGCACCGCAGCUGUUUAAAGUGUGAAAGAUGUUGCAGACCAAUUACUCCAGGUUAUCAUUGCAAGCGUAACGGCCGAAUUUAUUGUUAUAAACCUUGUUACAUGACUCUGUAUGGACCAAGAGGAUAUGGUGCAGUUCCAAACAAAAAGUUACGUUGUGUAAGCUCCAUGAAAUGCCCUUCAUGCAAUAAGGAGGUCUACUUUGCUGAGCGUGUCAAUUCACUUGGAAAAGACUGGCAUCGUCCGUGUUUGAAAUGCGAAAAGUGCAAAAAAACGCUGACUGCGGGUUCCCACUGUGAACAUGAUGGUAAACCCUAUUGUCAGAUUCCAUGUUACCAAGCACUGUUUGGACCCAAAGGUUAUGGGUCAGUGGCCAGCAGUCACGUCUACAAAUAG
Messenger RNA from Schistosoma rodhaini, 462 nucleotides. NCBI's taxonomy places the organism in Eukaryota, Metazoa, Platyhelminthes, Trematoda, Strigeidida, Schistosomatidae. The record is from the annotation of a GenBank genome assembly.